UUAUUAUGAGCAAAGAAAAGGGACAAAACUCGUGCGUUUUAAUCAGCGAGUCAAUGCAACCGAUUUCAGAAUUGACUCAACAACUUCGAUCAAAUUUCAUUACGCUCAUACAUAAAGCGCAAAAUACAGACUCUGAUAGCGAACAACUUUGAAAUUCUUGAAUUAAGUGGACGAUCAAUCUAUUUAAUUUUUCAGAAAUCCAUAGCUAUGAAUUUCCCCCAAAUUCGAACGGAAAACCCUAACCCUAGCCCCAAAUUUUCCCUUUAGAUUCUCCCAUGUGCUAAUCUCCAAUUCCAAUUCUCCUUUCCCUUUUCUGGUAACUCACAAUCAAAACCCCAAUAAUAUAGGUAUAUUUAUACAUAUAUAAACAUAUAUCAGGAAUGGGGGAAUGUGGAGCUGGGAGUAUUGUUUGGGUCCGAAGACGAAAUGGGUCGUGGUGGCCCGGCAAAAUACUUGGGCCUGAUGAGCUUUCAGCUUCUCAUUUGAUAUCCCCACGAUCUGGAACUCCAGUUAAGCUUCUCGGCAGGGAAGAUGCCAGUGUGGAUUGGUACAACUUGGAGAAGUCAAAGCGCGUGAAAGCAUUCCGUUGUGGUGAAUUUGAUGAACUUAUUCAACGGGCUGAAACUUCCCUAGGUAUGCCUCCGAAGAAAAGAGAGAAGUAUGCACGACGAGAAGAUGCAAUACUUCAUGCUCUUGAACUUGAGAAGCAGCAGUUAGAUGAAAGGUAUGGGGGCUUAGGUUGUUCCUCCACUGAUAGAAGCAAUACAUCUAUUGAUGUUUUUAUUGGAAGAGAGUCGCGGACAUCAUCAAAAUAUUUGGAAAAUGGAAAUGGAAGACGUUUAAGAUCUAAGUCUCGUCAACUUUCUCAUAAAUCUGGUUUCUUCAUUGAGGAAAAGAGAACAUGCAACUUUUCAUCUGAAGAGGAACCCAAAGAUCAAAAUCAGUUGAGUGGAGACGAUGAUAACUACAGCGCACCUCCGAGGAUGAGAGGCUUACGGGAUUUGGGCCUCAGCACUGUUCCUUCAGAGCAUAGUGAUCCUCCAUCAAUUGCUUCAGAUGGUGCUGGCCAACCUGUGCUUGGUAGGAAUGCUGGUGCUGUUCCUGAUGGGAAUUAUAAUACAGAACGCCUAGUUAAUAUUGAGAGAAAAAGUUUGUUAGACAAAAGGAAAUUGUCAGAUGAAGGCUUGGCCGAAGAAAUUCUUGUCAAGAAGCGUGAUAGACACUUCCCUCUUGCUCAAGUUCUGGAGAGUUCUGCAAAAUUAUCAGUUUCUGUCCCCACGCCUGACUCAGGUUCUGUUUGCUUCUCUGAGAUGGGAGAGGAGCAGCCAGGAGUUGCAAAGAAAAGCAGGUGUAAUUUGGCAGAUGAAACUAGAGUCUCUUUGAGUGUUGAAGAAAGUAAUCCUGCCCAGAUAGAAUUUUCAACAUUGAAGCGCAAAGAUAAUUCUUCUCAUCCUGCUGAGUUGUGUCAACAGAAUGCUUCUGUGUCUACAGAGUAUACUGAAACUGAUUCUUCCGAGACAGAUUCUGCGGAAUCAGAUACUGACGAUGAGUUGGCCACACUCUCAGAUGGUGCGGCAUCUAUUGAACUAGAACCAAAAUAUAUAGGAAGAUCUGAAGCACAACCUGAACAUGGAAGCAUGAGCAGUGAGGAACUGGAUGAAUUGGCACUUACCGAUGGCACUUCUCAUACUGUCUCUGCUGGCUUUGAGGUAUCUAAAUGGCAAAUAAAAGGGAAAAGGAAUAAUCGAAGUCUUAACAGGAGGCCUCUGGAUACUUUUGAUGUAAACCUUGCGCGAAGACCCAGUCAUACGACUAAUUUCAAGGGAAAGAGAGGUUAUGGUUGUUCUCAAGAUGAUCCAGUUACUAAUUCUUGGGUGCAAAAUGCUGGAUAUGGAUCUAGAACUCCACAUAGUGCUACCAGAAACAUGUUCAGUUGGGCGGAUUGGGCUUGGGAUGAUCAACCUGCAAGCAGAGGUUACUGGGAGGAGUCCAGUGAGUAUUUUGAUCCUGUGAAUAACUACCAUCACUCUGGUGACAGGACCAUGCUGGUCGAUGUGGACUUAAAAGUCCAAUCAAGCUAUCAGAGAGAGCGCGUGCCUAUCAUUUCAUUGAUGAGUAAGAUAAAUGGGCAUGCAAUAGUUGGAUAUCCUAUCAAAAUUGAAGCGCUUUCAAAUGGUUCUUCUGAAGGCCUCCUUGGGGCAAUUGAUUAUAAUUUUCCAGAAACUUCUGAUUAUGAUACAGCACUCCAACCUCUGUGGAGGACUGCUCGCAGGACUGCCAAUGGUCGUGUUGCACGGCCCCAUGCAUCAUCAGCAUUGGAUAGUCCCGAAGGAAGUUUUGACCGUGACAAAUAUGUCCGAAAAGCUAGCGCUGGAGGUGUUGUUCAAAAGGGAAGCAUGACAAGAAAGAUUGUCUCCCAGCCUGCCAUAGAGAGAACAUUAUCAAGAAAGUCUGGGAAAAGGAUUAGUUUAUCUUCUAAUCAAAAGAUAAGAACACUUUCUUCAAUAGCCUUGCAGCAGAAACAUAGUGAUCUGAAGGGUAAUUCCAACAACUAUCAAGUGCAUGGGGCAAUCAAACGAGAGACACUGCCAACAGUCGUAGCUUGUAUUCCAGUUAAGUUAGUGUUCAGUCGGUUAAAUGAGGAGUUGGUGGGUCGUCAUCAGUAAUAGUUUACUGCUGGGGCUGAAGGAAAUCAAUACAGACAAUAAUCUAGUGGCUUGUAAAAUUUUAGAUAGGAUUAAUAAUAUUAUACCAUACCUAGUGCACCAUCUCUGGGUGAUCUCUUUUUGUCCAGGCCAAUGCAUUUCAGUUCGUGUAUCUGAGCAGCCUGAAUGUCAAGGUAAAGCAGAUAACUCAUAACAUGGGAGUUUGUUUCUGAUGGUACCUUAGUUGUACAUGGGUUUUUUUCGAUAAGUGAUUUUCUUUUUAGUUUUUGAUGUGUGGGAGGGUGGAAAACUGGAGAUUUGUUACACAGAUGUCAGGCUUUUAGAUUCACAGAUAUGAGAUUAUGAAUGUAAAUUGUAUAACGUAAAUUAUUGUAUGACUUUGGUGCCACAAACUUGGUGUCUUUCACUGUGCACCUUCCCAGUAAUUACUACAAUUUCUAGCUA
This is a messenger RNA of Nicotiana tabacum (common tobacco), 3110 nucleotides long. RefSeq lists its product as uncharacterized. Lineage: Eukaryota; Viridiplantae; Streptophyta; Magnoliopsida; Solanales; Solanaceae. The record is from RefSeq and is a predicted model, not a curated record.